GUUCUGUUUCUACUAGUAAACAAAACAUGGGAAAAAUCCAGUGUUUAUUCUCCACUUUCCUCUUCUACAUCCUCCUAUCAUUCUCGCCGGAGACUGGCCGAGGUAGUGGGCCGAUGAAAGCUUGUUGGGGUCAUCCAGUGCUCUCCACAGACUCGAGAUGGAUAGUGGACGAAACAGGGCGACGCGUAAAACUGGCUUGCGUGAAUUGGGUGUCUCAUCUUGAACCGAUGCUAGCCGAGGGGUUAAGCAGGAAGCCAGUCAGUUUGAUUGCAAACAGGAUUCGAGAAAUGGGAUUCAAUUGUGUGAGGCUUACUUGGCCUCUGUUCUUGGCUACUAAUGAUUCAUUGAGUUCUCUAACUGUUAGACAAUCUUUUCAAAGCCUUGGAUUACUUGAAUCUAUUGCUGGCCUUCAAACUAAUAAUCCAUCCAUAAUUGAUCAGACCCUGAUUGAGGCUUACAAGGCAGUAGUGGACAGCUUAGCAGAAAACAAUGUAAUGGUGAUAUUGGAUAAUCAUAUAAGUAAACCAGGAUGGUGUUGUAGUAACUUUGAUGAUAAUGGAUUCUUUGGAGACAAGUACUUCAAUCCUGACCUUUGGAUUAAUGGUCUCACCAAGAUGGCUACACUCUUUAGCAACACUUCAAACGUCGUAGGCAUGAGCUUGAGGAACGAACUCCGUGGUCACAAACAAAAUGUUAACGAUUGGUACAAAUAUAUGCAAAAGGGAGCUGAAGCAGUGCAUUCAGCAAAUCCUAACAUUCUAGUAAUUCUUUCGGGGUUGAGCUACGACACGGACUUGUCAUUCCUCCAACAUCGGACAUUGGACUUGUCGUUUACGGGCAAGGUUGUAUUUGAGGUGCAUUGGUAUGGUUUCACAGAUGGGACUGCAUGGAAGUCAGGAAAUCCUAACCAAGUGUGUGGGAGGAUAGUAAGUAAUGUGAAGAGAAAAGCAGGGUUUUUGGUUGAUAAAGGGUAUCCAUUGUUUGUCAGUGAGUUUGGGAUAGAACAAAAGGGAACCAAUGUUAAUGAUAACAGGUACUUUAAUUGCUUCAUGAGUGUGGUAGCUGAGCUUGAUUUAGACUGGGCUUUGUGGACUCUAGUUGGAAGUUAUUACUUUAGAGAAGGGAUAAGUGGUUUCGAUGAAACUUAUGGGUUAUAUAACUGGAAUUGGUGCGAGGAUCGCAAUUCAACCUUCUUACAAAGGAUUUCAGCUGUGCAAUCUCCUUUUCAAGGGCCAGGAUUAUCAAAUGAAAGACCACACCAAGUAAUCUUCCAUCCAUCAACCGGUCUUUGUGUGCUAAGGAAAUUACUGACAGACCCGUUGAAGCUGGGGUCGUGUACAGGAUCGGAUGCUUGGGAAUAUACAAACCAGAAAACAUUAAUAGUAAAGGGAACUUAUUUCUGUUUGAAGGCAGACAAAUUGGGGAAACCAGCAAAAAUUAGCAUCUUGUGUACAGACAAAAGUACGAAAUGGGAAAUGAUAUCUGAUUCAAAGAUGCACCUAUCUUCUAGAAUAGACGAUGGCACAACUGUUUGCCUUGAUGUAGAACCCGACACCAAUAUCCUAAUCACAAAUAGAUGCAAGUGCUUGAGUAAAAGUAAUACUUGUGAUCCUGGAAGCCAAUGGUUCAAACUGGUUAACAGCACUGCAAGCACUUGUAAUGAAAAAUUACCUUUCCUUAGUGUGAAGUCUAUUUUUGACUUGUUAAAAAAUGGCUGGUUUGAAAACCUGCUAAUGUAGAUUUAUACCAA
Impatiens glandulifera is the source of this 1750-nucleotide messenger RNA. Its product is annotated as glycosyl hydrolase 5 family protein-like. The record is from RefSeq and is a predicted model, not a curated record. Gene Ontology annotation, molecular function: hydrolase activity, hydrolyzing O-glycosyl compounds. Bases 27 to 1739 code for a protein of 570 amino acids. The transcript is spliced from 4 exons. NCBI's taxonomy places the organism in Eukaryota, Viridiplantae, Streptophyta, Magnoliopsida, Ericales, Balsaminaceae.